This is a messenger RNA of Sorghum bicolor (sorghum), 1789 nucleotides long. RefSeq names its product putative cis-zeatin O-glucosyltransferase. The transcript has a single exon. Lineage: Eukaryota; Viridiplantae; Streptophyta; Magnoliopsida; Poales; Poaceae. Gene Ontology annotation, molecular function: UDP-glycosyltransferase activity. Bases 133 to 1605 code for a protein of 490 amino acids. The record is from RefSeq and is a predicted model, not a curated record.
GAUUCGAUGUGAUGAAGAAUCUUGUAAAGUUUUGGGUUUUUGAGUGCAUCUAAACAAGGCCUAAGUAUAUGUUCUCGUCCACAUAUAUACUGUACUUGGAGCCGGCCAAUCGAGGCACCGCAUGCUCACUCGAUGACUCGAACAAGCUCUAGUGCUCUACCCAAAUCUGAAAUGUCCAUGGCUCUACCCAAAUCCGAAAUGUCCGUGGAAUCCGUUGCCGUCGUGGCGGUGCCGUACCCGGCGCAGGGCCACCUCAACGGCAUGCUACACAUGUCGCUGCUGCUCGCGUCCCGGGGUCUCCCCGUGCACUACGCGGCGCCUGGGCCGCACGUCCGCCAGGCGCGCGCGCGCGUGCACGGCUGGGGCGACGACGCCCUCCGCCGCAUCGAGUUCCACGAGCUCGAGGUCCCCGCGUACGCCACCCCGCCGCCGGACCCGGCCGCGCCCUCGCCGUUCCCGACCCACCUCAUCCCCAUGGGCGAGGCCUUCGUCGCUGGCGCGCGCGCCCCGGUCGCCACCCUCCUCGCGAAUGUCUCCGCGCGCCACCGCCGCGUGGUCGUCCUGUACGAUCGCCUCAGCUCCUUCGCCGCGCCCGAGGCGGCGCGGAUCCCCAACGGCGAAGCGUUCUGCCUGCAGUGCGUGGCCUCGUCCUUCGACGCCGCGUGGACGGACGCCGGGCAGCGGCUCCUUCGCGCGCGCGGCCUCGACGCCCCGCACCCCGCCGCCUGCAUGCCGAGGGAGUUCGUCGAGUACAUUGUCGGGACGCAGGAGGACGGCCAGAGUCCGGCAUUCGCCGGGGUAGUGGCGAACACGUCCCGCGCGAUCGAGAGCGAGUUCAUCGACUUGGUAGCCGGGGACCCGCAGUACCGAGGGAAGAGGGUCUUCGCCGUCGGGCCGAUGAACCCACUGCUCGACGUGAUGACCGCGCCGGCGGCAGCGGGACGCAGUGCGCGGCACGAGUGCCUGGACUGGCUCGACAGGCAACCGCCGGCGUCGGUGCUGUACGUGUCGUUCGGCACGACGACGUCGCUGCCGGCGGAGCAGAUCGCGGAGCUCGCCGCGGCGCUGCGCGACAGCAAGCAGCGGUUCGUCUGGGUUCUGCGCGACGCUGAUCGCGGUGUGGUGCACGAGGAGGAGGAGGAAGCCGCGGAGGAGAGUAGGCACGCCAGGUUCCUGUCCGAGUUCACCGAGGAAACUCGAGGCAUCGGGCUGGUGAUCACCGGGUGGGCGCCGCAGCUGCAGAUCCAGGCGCACGGCGCCACGGCGGCGUUCAUGAGCCACUGCGGCUGGAACUCGACCAUGGAGAGCCUGAGCCACGGGAAUCCGAUGCUCGCCUGGCCCAUGCACUCCGACCAGCCGCUGGUGGCGGAGCUCGUGUGCAAGUUCCUCAAGGCCGGGAUCCUGGUGAGGCCAUGGGAGCAACACGGCGCUGUGACACCUGCGGAUGCCAUCCGCGAGGCGAUCGAGAAGGUGAUGGCACGCGACGAAGGUUUGGCGCUGCGGGAGAGGGCCAAGGAGCUCAUGGAGUCCAUUCGCGCCUCCGUCGCUGAGGGCGGGUCCUCGCGCAAGGACCUCGACGACUUCGUUGCAUACAUAGCAAGAUGAAAUGCGUAUUUGACUGUUUCUAGGUUAAUUUGAGUUCUCGUGGUGAAUAGAUGCAUAAUAAUGCGAAUAAUAUUUGUCUUGUAAGUUGUAGGAGCAACUUAGCUUUGCAAAGUUAUUAUUAAUGCAAUAAAAAACCCUACUGGAAAAAACUUGAAAUGUAUUAGUGGCUCCAAAGUUCGUAUUA